Lasiosphaeria miniovina is the source of this 1662-nucleotide messenger RNA. RefSeq lists its product as uncharacterized. The transcript has 4 exons. Bases 1 to 1662 code for a protein of 553 amino acids. The record is from RefSeq and is a predicted model, not a curated record. Lineage: Eukaryota; Fungi; Ascomycota; Sordariomycetes; Sordariales; Lasiosphaeriaceae.
AUGGGCCCCCGCCUGGAAGAGCUGGAGAUACCAAGCUCCCCGGUGAUGCACGCAUCUGCUUGCUGGGGACGAGAAGUCCGUCAUCAAUCUCACGACAGCUCAAGAGCCAUAGCAGGCACUUCCUCAGCCGUCAAGAUCAAGCGAGAGGACGUGGGGCAGUUCAUUCCUUUCUAUCCGGACCCCAACGACCUGGGCAUCAUCACGGACGGAAAAAACAUUAUAUGCACUGACGUCUUCUGCUUCACGGAUCGUCUUGAGACCUUGGAGGAUGAAUCCACUAGGGAGGAUAACGAAUGUCAGUUGCUCGGCCUCAUGAACACCUUGCUCGGAGGUGCCGCUCUCCUUUGGUGGAACAAUGAGCUUAAUUCCGACUCACGUAUGGUCCUUCGACAAGCCGGCCUAGAGACUACCAUGACUGCCAUGAGAGACCGUUUCGCCCCCGAUGCCACCGAGGCUACAGAGAAAUUCGGAGCAGGCCCUCUCACGUUGAAGCACAUCGCCAAAGACGAAGUGGCCCUGACCCGGUUCAUUCAGAGAAAGCUUCGCUACGCCAGAGCCAUGGGGACUCUUCUCCUCUCUAACAAAAACUGGCACGGCGUCAUGACCCAGAUCUGGACCUCAACCAACCUUGGCAUCAAGCACUCGCGAGAAUACAAGUCUAAGCACCGCCGUCGCGAAGAUCGCUACCGCAGCGAUGAUCGCUAUCGCAGCGAUAGUCGUUAUAGUCAUAACGAUAGAGACAAAAGCAAGGACAAAGACUACAAGAUGGAGGACGUUCGGGAGAAGGACCGUCAUCGUGAUGAGGAUCGUGACAGGGAUCGGGAUCGCAAGCGCGAGCACCGGCACCGCGACGACGACUACCGAAAGGAGCAGCAUAGGGACAGAGCUCACUAUUUCGAUGGCGAGUUCGGAGAGGAGAGCUCGUACGAUUUGGACUCGGAAUCAUUAGACCGUUCAACUAAUGAGGAAGAGGAAGCUGAGCAAGCCUUUCUAAUUCUCCACCGGCACCUAACUUGUUACAAGUGUCACAAGAACUUCAUCACGGUUGGCAAGAAGCGUUCCCACGUACAGAACUGCACUCCCUUCAAAGCCGUGCAGAUGGAGGGCAUCGUCACUCCCUCGCCGGCGUCUCCUACACGUCGAACCUGUGGCUACUGCCACAAGCUUUUCGGAUCCCGCAACAAGCUGUUUGUCCACCUGAAGUCCUGUGAGCACGCCAAGUCCAGUGAGGCUGAGGACAUCGAGUUUUGUUUUGAUCUAGGCGCCAGUAGAACGAUCAUCCACCGUGCCUUUCUGAACACUCUCGAGCACUCUAUUGAGAAGCGUAACAAAGGAAGACUCAACGGUGUGGGAAAAGGCCCUAAGCUGUCAGAAUGGGCCACCUUCAAGAUCUUCCUGCCUGGUACAGACCUGAACGGCAAGCUGGUCCUCAUGAAGUUCACGAAGUCAGCCUGGGUAGUAGACGUCGAUAUCCCCAAUCUCCUAAUGGCUAACGAUUUCCUACACCCUCACGAGGCCACUAUUGACUAUCAUGCGGAGCAAGUCAUCUUCGCCAAACUUGACUUUAGGGUCCCGUUCGAAUGUGUCAAUAGAUCUUACGCCUGUGUUCGCAAGGUUACCACAACCCGUAAAGUUGUCCUGUUACCCGGACAGCAAGCCUAG